Messenger RNA from Sitodiplosis mosellana (orange wheat blossom midge), 1170 nucleotides. RefSeq lists its product as uncharacterized. The record is from RefSeq and is a predicted model, not a curated record. The transcript has a single exon. Gene Ontology annotation, molecular function: nucleic acid binding. NCBI's taxonomy places the organism in Eukaryota, Metazoa, Arthropoda, Insecta, Diptera, Cecidomyiidae. The coding region runs from base 1 to 1170 and encodes 389 amino acids. Gene Ontology annotation, biological process: DNA integration.
AUGCCAUACGACAGUGUACAUCCCAUACUCUUAAAUGGGAAUUGCACCACAGCAAAAUUAAUCACCGAACUGGCGCACGAACGAACCUUGCAUGGUGGCACGCAGCUCACGCACCAAUACAUAAGACAGAAGUAUUGGAUCCUGGGGGGCCGCUACGCAGUUAAAACAGCCAUAUCAAAAUGUGUGCCAUGCAUCCGACAGAGGAAAGAGACGCAGCAUCAGCUGAUGGCACACCUACCGGAGGAAAGAGUGACGCCAGGGCGACCGUUUGAGGCAUCAGCCGUCGAUUACGCGGGCCCAGUCAACAUCAAGCGAUAUAACGCAGCUCGGACAAAGAUAAUUGACAAAGGUUAUAUUUCGGUUUUCGUUUGCACACGCACCAGAGCGGUACACUUGGAGCUCGUGUCUAGUAUGACAACGGAGGCAUUCAUCGCGGCAUUCACGCGAUUCUCGUGCCGCCGGGGGAGGAUCAAGGUGCUGUUCGCCGACAAUUCCACAACUUUCCAGGGAGCGUCAAAUGGGCAGCAGCAAAUAAAACGGACAUUCCAGGGCGAUUCGAAUGAGGCGCGCCAAAUCCACAGCACCUGGAGGGAGUUGGGUUCGCAGAACGGUACCACGACACAGUGGAAAUUCAUACCACCAUCAGCUCCACACAUGGGCGGCCUACAUGAAGCUGCAGUGAAGAGCGCAAAAUCACACCUCAAACGCGUCAUAGGCGUUCAACAGCUCACAUUCGAGCAAUUAGCGACAUUGCUAACGCAAGUAGAAGCUUGCCUGAGUUCCAGGCCACUGAUCGCCUUGAGUGACGACGCGGCGGACGAGCUGGCGUUGACACCAGGCCAUUUUCUCGUGGGCGAGCCAUUAAUCGCCCCACUCAGUCGUGAUUACACGUCAGUAGCCGCCAACAGGCUGAGAAACUUCGAAUUGAUGAACAAAAUGACCCAGGAAUUUUGGGAACGAUGGUCGAACGAAUACGUGACCACGCUAAUGGAGCGCAACAAGUGGCGACAUAGCCAACGAAACGUUCAGGUGGACGACAUCGUCCUAAUCGUCACAGAUACGCUACCACCGACACAAUGGCCACUGGGGCGAGUGAUCAAAACCAUUCAGGGAGACGACGGCCACGUCAGAGUAGCAGAUGUAACCAACAGGGGACACGUUUAUCGCUGA